Racocetra persica is the source of this 273-nucleotide messenger RNA. The record is from the annotation of a GenBank genome assembly. NCBI's taxonomy places the organism in Eukaryota, Fungi, Glomeromycota, Glomeromycetes, Diversisporales, Gigasporaceae.
GGUUGGAUAAAAGAUUCAUUAGUGAUAAUGACUACAGACCAUGGUGGUUUAAAUAAAAUUAAUAAUGAUGUAAAUACGUAUGGUGUUCAUGGUAAAAAUAGUGAAGAUGAAAUGAAUGUAUUUUUAUCUGUUUGUGGUCCUGGAAUAUUAGCCGCUUCAAAAAUUAAAGGGAAUUUAAGCAACUUGGUUUGCGCUCCGAUAGCAUUAAGUGCACUAGGGAUAGAAGUGCCUGAGUAUUUUGACAUAAAAUUGCCAUUUAUAUCUUUGGCAUAA